This is a messenger RNA of Carassius carassius (crucian carp), 823 nucleotides long. It is a transcript of the gene ggcta, whose product is annotated as gamma-glutamylcyclotransferase a. Gene Ontology annotation, molecular function: gamma-glutamylcyclotransferase activity. The record is from RefSeq and is a predicted model, not a curated record. The coding region runs from base 115 to 630 and encodes 171 amino acids. The transcript is spliced from 4 exons. NCBI's taxonomy places the organism in Eukaryota, Metazoa, Chordata, Actinopteri, Cypriniformes, Cyprinidae.
CGAAUCGUACACCAUUAGCUAGCUGUCUGUUUCCAAGUGCAUGAAAGCCCUCACAGUGUUUUUUUCUUUAAGGUUCUUUUGCGUUCACGUUGCUUAAGCAACAGCGUUAGUAUAAUGUCAUCCAGCGGUUGUUUCAUGUACUUCGCUUAUGGCAGUAAUUUACUGAAAGAGAGACUGCAGCUGAAAAACCCGUCAGCUGUGUUUCACUGCGUCGGCAGAAUCCAGGACUACAGGCUUAAUUUCGGUCUUUCGGGCGACAGCAUUGACUGCGCUUGGCACGGUGGAGUGGCCACCAUACAAGAGAGCGAAGGAGACGAGGUUUGGGGAGUCGUGUGGAGGAUAGAUAACCAAAACCUGCCCAGUUUAGACAGACAGGAACAGGUUCAUGAAGGUGUGUACAGCCCAAUAGAGAUCAAAGUAGAAAUAAUGGACGAGGUGCUUCUCUGCCGGACAUACAAGAUGAACAAUUUCAGACCCUGUCCACCUUCACCACAGUACAAAAAGGUUGUGUGUUUAGGGGCUCUACAGAGCGGCUUACCUCAAAACUACAUACAGAAGCUUCUGGCACUGGAGACAAACAACUACAGCGGCACUUCCAUAUUAGAUCAGAUUACAGACAUCCAGAAAUGACCUGGAGGAGCUUUUUUAAAGCUUUUUAAGUUAAUUAAUCAUAAAUAAAGACCAGGACUUUAACUCAAUGCUAGGCACAUGUUGGGUUUAAAUCUAUUGUAGUAAGAAUUGAACUAAACAUUGAUUGUCACAAACAGCUUGUAAGACUAUUAUGUGAAAUGUGGUACCAGUACAAAUGUAAAUUCUGAAAAAA